Molecule: messenger RNA, 2148 nt
Organism: Fundulus heteroclitus (mummichog)
Lineage: Eukaryota; Metazoa; Chordata; Actinopteri; Cyprinodontiformes; Fundulidae
Exons: 10
Coding region: 1-1740 (579 amino acids)
Source: RefSeq, a predicted model, not a curated record
AUGUUGUUUUUAAAAGCCGAGUUGAUGCUUCUGGGCUUCAUCCUGUCCAUCUCAGUGGCUCUGGGAAAGGAGAGAAGCAUCUGUGUUCUGAAAGGUUCAUCUGUGAAUCUGACUUGCUUCGCUGAAGAUUCGUCCACCUCCAAGACCUGGUACACCGUCAACAAUAACAACAACGUGUUUGGUCUUAAAGAGCUUUCUGCAAAUGCCGAUGUUACCUACAACAUAAUGGAGGAUGAUACUCUAACAAUCAGAGAUGUUAAAAAGAGUGAUGCUUAUGGUUAUUGCUGCCAAGAACCCGGCAGCAAACCUGAACUGUGCUGGGAGAACAGAACAGAGCUACACGUUGCAGACCUUCAGGUAAAGGUGUUUCCUGCCACAGAGGGACACAAACUAUCUCUGAUGUGCUCAGCCAGCUGUCCUCUGACUGAAAGCCCUGCAGCCUUCAUCUGGUACAAGAACCAAAGGUCCCUCUAUGAGGACUGGUCCCCCUGGUACCGAGAGCUGGUCAGCAGUGAUCCGGCAGUCAGAUACUCCUGUGCUGUCAAAGACUACGAGGAUCUCAGAGCUCCUGAGGUCUCAGUGGCCUCCAUCACUUCAGACUGCUUUGGUGUGACGUAUACAAAAGGGGAAGCAUGUCCCAAGAAGCUUAAAUCUCCAGACGAGCCCUGCUCCAUCAUGUACCCCAGAGAACUACACAUUGAAAUGAACCCUGAAAGGGAAUAUAGGACGCUGACAUGUCGCACCAGCUGCCCUGCGGCUGACUCGGACACCGCCUUCAGGUGGUACUGGAACAGAAGGGUCUUCAUGGACUGCACAAGUCAGGACAUUUCGGUCUUUACAUUUUUUUCUUACAUGUCCUGUGCAGUUGAAAACAAUGAAUAUCUGCACUCCGAUGAGUUCUGCAGCGACAGCGACGUCUGCAUUUAUAUUAAUUACGGCAGCAGCAGGUUGUGCAUGCUGGAAGGAUCUUCAGUAAACAUUUCCAGCAAAUACUCCAAUUCAAGGUUUUUCACAUCCGAACAUGAAUCAUGGUAUAAACUGAGGAGAAGCACGAAGAAGGAGGCUGAUGUCACCAGUAUUGAAGCCGGAGGCCGUGUACAGCUCCACAAGAUAAAUAACAACCAGCGCAUCCUCUGCAUUAACGACCUGAGGAAGAAUGACUCGGGAGAAUACAUUUUCACUCACUAUAAGAAUGAGAAACAUGAACAGCCGGACUUGCUGGGUGUGAUCCUGGUGGUCACAGGUCUGAAAGUGACCAUGAGUCCCUCUGAUGUGGUGACAGAAGGUCAGAGGGUCACACUGACCUGUAGCACCAGCUGUCCUCUGGCAGAGGACACGACCUAUGUGUGGUUCUUUAACGAAGAGCCGAUAAGCCUGAGUGGGAAACACAACCAGCAUCUUGUUCUAAACCCAGUCAGUACCCUGCAUGCAGGAAACUACUCCUGUGCUGUCAGAUCCUCCCAGAACAUCAGUUCAGCCCUGGAGACGCUUACUGUCAAAGCCGGGAGAUCCGUGGCAAUAAUGAAUAUAGUAAAGAUGGUCUUUCUAUCAAUAAUCCUUCUAGUUGGAUGUAAACUGUACCUGAUGCUGAGAAAAAGAAAAACUGCGACUCCCGCAGCCAAGCAGAGUGAAAACGCAGGAACUGAAGAGAUAACUGCACACAAUGAAAGAAUCACACUUAUGGCCAGAAAGCCACGUGCUGAAAGAGAACAAGAACAGCAGCAGCAGGACACUGUAUAAUGGCCUGACUGUUGGUUGCAGUGUGCGAUCUGAGCAAACCGAAUAACGUUUAGACUGAGUACAAGAUACGCCUAAAAACCUUAGCUCUCAAAGAUAAAUUAAAUGGCAUUUCUUCUGACAUCUCUUUGUGCUUAAAGUUAGGUGGUAACUUCCUUAUCUGCCCACACAUCCAUGCAGCCCACAAUGGAUUGAGAUCAAAAAACCUUAUGACGAAAUAAAACGCAAAAUACUGCAUAUUAUUGCCGAAGUAGUGGAGGAAAUAUCACAUCAUAUGCUUCGAUGUAAUAUUUAUACAUUUCACUAGUAGUAAAAUGUAAAACUUUUGAGGCAACAUUUAACCAUAUUUUCUGAAUUUUAAUAUGAAAUGUUUCCCUGAACAUUUGAAUACAAAAAAUGUCAGAUGAGAAA